This is a messenger RNA of Fusarium poae, 1413 nucleotides long. RefSeq lists its product as uncharacterized. Gene Ontology annotation, biological process: inner mitochondrial membrane organization. The record is from RefSeq and is a predicted model, not a curated record. The transcript has a single exon. Gene Ontology annotation, cellular component: mitochondrial inner membrane. NCBI's taxonomy places the organism in Eukaryota, Fungi, Ascomycota, Sordariomycetes, Hypocreales, Nectriaceae. The coding region runs from base 1 to 1413 and encodes 470 amino acids.
AUGCGAUGCAACCCCAGGGCCAUUGGUCUGCAAUCACGACUCUAUUCAUCAGAAAACCCCCCGAAAGACCCAGAGACCAACUCUAGGACAAAUAAAGACGUCGAGGCUGAGCUCGAAUCUAUCCUUAAACCUCGGCCAAAUAUUCUAAAGGAGCUGCAACCGCCUCUCGAAAGACCAAAACUGGAAGAUGUCAAGUCAGCUUCUGCAGAUGCUAUCCCCCAAGACACAAAACCCGAGACGCCCAAAAAUGAAGAGACCAAGCCCGAACCCACAAAACUCGACGAUGCUGCUCAAUCACACGAAACCCCCUCAACUACUGAUAGCCUCCAAAUUCUCCGUGACCGCGCGCAACAUCGUGUCAGCGAGUUAAAGGAGAAAUUUAGCCAUGCUAUGGAUACUCUUCAAUACCGAGCGAUGAACGCUUCUCAGACACUGAAUGAUAUCACUGGAUAUACCAGCAUUGAGAUCAUCAAAGGCCAAAACGCCAAGCUUGAGACGGCACUUGCAGAGGCUCACGAGCGGGUUCGAAAUGCUCGUCAGGAAUACAAGACAUCGAAUGCCAGCCGAGCUACGACGCAACGUGAGGUCACAACUCUGUUGGCAAGAAAGGAUAGUUGGUCGCCGAUCGAUCUCGAGCGGUUUACCGAGCUGUACCGAGCAGACCACACCCUUGAGGGCAAGGUGGCAUCGUCCCAGGAAGCUUUGACAGAAGCCGAAAUAGAAGAACAACGCUUGAGUCAGCAACUCAACGCAGGUAUCCUAAAGCGUUACCAUGAGGAACAAAUCUGGAGCGACCGCAUCCGAAGGGCGAGUACCUGGGGUACAUGGGGUCUAAUGGGCAUGAACUUCUUGCUAUUCGUUAUCCUGCAGUUCGUGGCAGAGCCCUGGAAGAGAAGGCGAUUAGUAAGAGGCGUUGUAGCUGAGGAGAAGGCCGUGCUGGAAGAGGUUCGUGGGGAGCUUGAGCAAGUCAAGCUUGCCAUUGAGGCCCAAAACCGACCUGCUGCCGCCGCCGCUUUGGCUUCAGCUGUUGAAGCGACUCGGGACGCAGACGUCGAGCCUACUGCCGAGAUUGUGGAAUCGGAAGAGGUACCAACCGAGAGUCCCUUUACAACUGCGGAGGCACAUACCAGUGAGAUACCUAUUUCGACGCCCGUUGAGCCAGCAACCGAGACGCCUCUCCCGGAAACUCUGCCAAUGAGGACUUGGCCAGAAGUCCUCAAUGAUCCCUCAUGGUGGAAAGCCUGGAAGGAACUUCUGCUUGAUCCCUUGUGGUGGAGGACCAAGACAGAAGACCUUUACAGCGAGCGACGGAUAGAUAUGCGCAUGAGAGACGCUUCAUUGUUGGCGCUGGAGGGAGCGCUGGCUGGAGCUGUUUUUACCGCAAGCAUUGCGCUACUAAUGGUUCGAAGAUGA